AUGCAUACUAGUAGUAUCAUUGUAUUGAUUGUAUCUGUAUGUUUUCUCAAAAUAACUCACAGCAUCGAUUUUCAAGCUAAUCGACAACUUGGCUCUAUGAUAUUUUUUUUAUCUGGCCAAAAUCCAAAUGAUUUUACCAAUUACGGUUGCUGGUGUAGUAACAAAGAUAAACCAAUUCAUGCUCCAUUAGAUGAAAUUGACGAGUGUUGUCAACACUAUCAAACAUGCAAUACUGUUCAAACGAACCAUGCAACGUCUUAUCCAUACAAAGCUUCCUACGAAGAUGGAACUAUUGAGUGCUUAAAUAAUAAAGAAACUAAAGCUCAUCGUCAAUGUGAAUGUGAUAUUGUGCUGGCUAAAUGUUUAAGUAAACAUCAAAACGUUUAUACCACUAAUUUAUUAUAUAUUUCGGACAAUCAAUGUAAUCCAGGAAUUGUACUCAAUUUCGAUGAUUUACCUACAAAUGCUACUUCAAAAAAUGUGCCAGAAAAUUAUUAUAAUUUCACAUUUACUGGUGGACUUUAUACAACUCCCAAGGAUACAGGUAAUCCACCACGUCCCAGUGGUUACACUGUGGCAAUGGUCAGUCCUCCUAAUGUGUUAAUGAGUCAAAAUCAAAUGACAAUUAAACGUACCGAUGGACGAGCAUUUUCUAUUGUUUCAUUUUCUGCAGCAGCCGCUUUUGUUGCUAAUCUUAAAUUGAAUUUAGUCGGUUCUCGCCAAUAUUCGCCAAUACUUUUCAAUGAGACUGUUUUUCUUCAAAUUGAUACUCGUAAAACCAUUGAACUCAAUUGGUCAGGUAUUGAUAUGAUAACAUUCACUGGCACAGGUGGUUCAAAUUAUCCAACUUAUUCAAAUACAUGUGGCAAUUGUCAUUUUGCCAUGGAUGAUCUUCGAUUUCGCCUAUGA
Messenger RNA from Rotaria socialis, 909 nucleotides. The record is from the annotation of a GenBank genome assembly. NCBI's taxonomy places the organism in Eukaryota, Metazoa, Rotifera, Eurotatoria, Philodinida, Philodinidae.